Messenger RNA from Myzus persicae (green peach aphid), 1611 nucleotides. Its product is annotated as zinc finger BED domain-containing protein 1-like. Gene Ontology annotation, molecular function: protein dimerization activity. The transcript has 2 exons. Lineage: Eukaryota; Metazoa; Arthropoda; Insecta; Hemiptera; Aphididae. The coding region runs from base 27 to 1556 and encodes 509 amino acids. The record is from RefSeq and is a predicted model, not a curated record.
GCAAAAUAACAAAUUUAAUUGUUUAUAUGAUUUCAAAAGAUAACCAACCCAUUUCUAUAGUAGAAGAUAAAGGUUUUAAAUUAUUAAUAAAAUCAUUAGCACCACUCUAUAAAAUGCCUAGUAGAAGGAAUGUCUCAAGAAAAAUUGAUGUGAAAUAUGAAGCAUUGGCAGGUAUUUUUAAAGAAACGCUUUCAAUUUCUAAUAAUUUUUCAUUAACUACAGACAUUUGGACAGAUAUACAAACACGUAGUUAUUUAGGUAUCACCGUUCACUUUGCUAAUACCUCCACGUUCACAUUAAAAUCUGGUAUACUUGGAGUUUAUGACCUAAGUGAAAGACAUACAUCAGAUUAUAUAGCAGUUAAAUUAAAAGAAGCCUGCUUUGAAUGGGAAAUUCCUAUGAAUUCGGUCACUGCUGUAAUUACAGAUGGAGCAAAUAACAUGACAAAAUCUAUAGAAUUAGCUUUUGGAAGAAAUCAUCAAAUUCCUUGUUUUGCUCAUACAAUUAAUUUAAUAGCAGAAAGAUCACUGUCAAAUGUAGCUGAAUUGACAAAAUUAAUUUCAAAUGUUAAAUCAAUUGUUACCUGGUUUAAGCACAGUGUGGUUGGAAGCGAUGAUUUAAGAAAAUUGACAGGCGGGGAUGGUAAAUUAAUCCAAGAAGUUUCCACUCGUUGGAACAGCACAUUCUACAUGUUACAACGAUUUAUAUCUCUACGCCCAUUUGUAAAUGAAAUAUUAAAUAAGAACAUUAAAGCACCUGAAAUGAUAUCUGCACAAAGUGUAUUAGACAUUACAGAAGUGAUAGAAGUUCUUAAACCUUUGGAAGCAGCAACAAGAGAGUUGUGUGGUGAAUUUUAUGUCACUAGUAGUGUAAUUAUCCCAAUGACUCAUUUAUUAUAUAACAAAAUAAAUCAAACUAAAACUACAACAAUCAUAAGUUCAAAAUUAAAAGUUGCUUUAUUAGAACAAUGCCAAAAGCGUUUUGAAUGCAUAGAAAGUGUAACACAGGUAGCAAUUGCCACUAUUUUGGACCCUCGUUUCAAAAAGAUAUACUUUAAAUCAUCUAUAGCAUUAUCCCGAGCUCUAAGUAUAAUAUCCGAUACAUUGAAAACAUCAACAGAUCAAGUAGAAAGUAUUCCACAACCAGAUUUAACAGGUACUUAUACUUUUAAAUAUUUUUUAUUAGACCAAGAACAGAAUACAUCUGAUGGAUUCAGCUUAUGGGAUAAUCAUAACGGCUUAAUGCAACAAACCAACCAGGAAUGCAUUGAAACGGAAAUUGGAUAUCCUUCAGAGUUGUGCCUAUAUUUAAAAAGCAAUCUAGCAAAUUUAUCAGAGAAACCCUUAGAAGUAUGGCAUAACAUGAGUACUGUCUAUCCAAAUCUAUCUAAACUUGCUAUUAAAUAUCUCUCAAUAGUUGCCACCUCUGUGCCCUCAGAGAGGUUAUUUUCUAAAGCCGGGUCAACUUUAAGUACUAAAAGGAAUAGAAUUACAUGUAAAAGACUUCAUAAGCUAUUAUUUUUGCAAUCACUAGAUGAUAGUUUAUGGGGGAUUUGAUUAUGUUUAUUAUUUACUAUUAAUAUAUUUAUAUUAAUAUUUAAUAUUAUUAAUA